This is a messenger RNA of Oikopleura dioica, 720 nucleotides long. The record is from the annotation of a GenBank genome assembly. Lineage: Eukaryota; Metazoa; Chordata; Appendicularia; Copelata; Oikopleuridae.
AUGGAAGUAGAAGCUUAUCUCGCGACAGAUUACGGAGUCGAUGACUUCGCGAGUGUGCGAAAGUUGCUGAAUAAAGUUCCUGAAACGUACAAAAUGCUCAAAGGAGAAUGGGAAUUCAUCAAGGGACUUGUCUCCACGAUCUGCGAAAAUCCCAAGUGGGAAGAUGCCUCUUUCAAGAAUCCUUGCACCGAGAUGAGUAAGAACAGAAGACGACUAAUUCCACAUCAAGUAACAUCCCCGUGGCGUCAAGACAUGCUUACCAAGUUGGUAAAGAAGAAUCUGUCCUGGCGAAAUGUGACCAAGUUCCCCGUUGGAAACAAGUUCCUUGUUCGCGGCCAACGACCAGUGCUCAAACUUCGACCCAAGGUUGAGCCACGCAUUCGGAGUAAAGACUACAAAUUCUACUCUGAAAUGCUGAGAUUGCCGACGCGAACUUUGAACAGAAAAGAGGAAGAAAACGAACUCAUCAGAUCGCGUCCCGAAGAGCUUCGGUUUUAUGACAAAAUGCUCCAGCGAUUGUGGCGACAGAAAACGAAGCCUAAAACGGACUUGCCUAAACUCGGACCUGAACCACUUCAGGGACCAUCGGAACCCCUCGUCUCAUACGAUCAACUCAGCAAGAUGAGCGAAAACGACGUGCUAAUGGCUGGCUGCUCUGGAGCCAAGCAGCGCCGCCUGGGAAACAACGAGGACUCUUAUCCCGAUGGUAUCUUAUUUUGA